AUGGCAACAUAUGAAAGAAUCGAAAUAGAAUUAGAGAAGGCAAGAGGAGAUUAUGAGAAGGCGGAGAAGAAUUUGCAGACGUUUGAAGAAGGAGAAGACGAUGGGAAAUGGCUAAAGGAGUUGAGGAAUAAAGUGAGAAGAAGCAACAUUAGUGAAGAGGAGAAGAGGCAGCUGGUAAGACUGGAGGAAGAAAAAGAAAAGUUGGAAACGACAAAGAUGAAGUGGGAUGACCAGGUGAUAAAACUGCAAGCUAAGUUAGUUGAAUUCAAUAAUGAAAAAGACCUUAGUUCUCCUGAAUCAAUAGUAAGGUUUUUUACGGAGGAAUAUGAGAAUAAAAAAUUGAUCAAGACUGAUUUCACAAAACCAUACCAACUGUGCGAUAAUAAAUGUGCUUUCAAAAGAGAAGGUCGAGAUGAUGCAUUAUGUCAAACAUAUGAUUACAUUUAUGACCGGUAUUGUAAUCUUAGUAGCGCAAAAAGUCUUGCUGAUAAACAAUUACAUCCUCUUUUCGCACUUCAAUCAGCUCCAGGAGGGGGAAAAUCAUUCUUUUUUGACGAGUUAGCUAGUUUGAAAGGUGAAGAUAUUAAUAUGAUUAGUCAUUAUUUAGAAAAUAAAUAUCCUCAUCAGGAUAUAAUAGUCAAAGAAGUUAUAAAUAUGAUUCGUAAUUCAAUCAGCAUUUGUAUUACAUAUAACGGAAGUUCAUCUGAUGGUAAUAUGGAUGGCAUUCAAAAAGGAUUAAUCAUGCGAAUUUUAUGGAGCUACUUUUUCGAUGAGAAUAAGUUAACCUAUGGUGCUUUUUGCAAGAAAUUUAGAGAAUAUUUUGAUUCAUUGGACACUUAUACGGCAAUUGAUAGUAUCAUUUAUCAUUCGGGUAAAUCAGUACUUUUAUGUAUUGAUGAGACUAUGAGAGUUUUACAAAAUGGCCAUGAGGAUCUCAUAAAUCUUAAAAAAUUACUAGACGAACUCUACAAUCCUUACCGGGACUUUUCAAAAUCAGUCAACAAAUUCUAUUUUGUCGUGUCUACUCUUGAUACACUAAAUGUAUGGAAUACCCAAACAGACUCACAAAGACCGGUUCAUUGGAUAUCACUAAGAAGGCUUGUUCUCUCGGAAUCAGCAAAUUUAUUUUGUACACUAACAAAAGGUUUAGAUGAAAAAAGACUUUUUGUUAUUAACAAAUGUAUCGCUGAUUGUAACGGACAUCCAAGAACCCUAGAGUACUUUUAUAAAGUUUUGAAAGCCGAUGAUACAGCUUUGAAUAUUGAUGUUUACA
This is a messenger RNA of Funneliformis caledonium, 1273 nucleotides long. NCBI's taxonomy places the organism in Eukaryota, Fungi, Glomeromycota, Glomeromycetes, Glomerales, Glomeraceae. The record is from the annotation of a GenBank genome assembly.